Molecule: messenger RNA, 1753 nt
Organism: Morus notabilis
Lineage: Eukaryota; Viridiplantae; Streptophyta; Magnoliopsida; Rosales; Moraceae
Product: polyprenol reductase 2
Exons: 6
Coding region: 343-1359 (338 amino acids)
Biological process (GO): dolichol-linked oligosaccharide biosynthetic process; polyprenol catabolic process
Cellular component (GO): endoplasmic reticulum
Molecular function (GO): 3-oxo-5-alpha-steroid 4-dehydrogenase activity
Source: RefSeq, a predicted model, not a curated record
CUGUCGUUUUUCAAAGGUAAGCUUUCAGAACGAGUCUUGUCUUGAAGCAAAAGGAAAGCGAAACCGAAACCGAAACCGGCAAGCAAAGCAGCGAAAAGGCGUAAAGGUUGGUCGUUUUUCUUUCUCGCAUUCCAACACUGCACGCUUGGUAUCACUUCCGCACACCCCUUGAUUCUUCCAUCGAACUCCACCAUAAAAAGCUUGGAACUCGAAGCAAUUCUUAUUGGUCUGGCUUUGCAAGCACCGAACUUUCUUUCGUCACAUCAAUGGCGAUUGUUGUUGAGAUUCUUGUGGUUUUUCCGGAACAUUGAGCAGUGUUUUCAUCUGGGUUCUGGCUAGAAAAUGGAAUUGGAUCUUGUUGGUUUGCUGAGAGCGGCUUGGGUCGCUGGAAUUUUACCCAUACUCAUCGCUUCGUUGCCCUUUUCGUGGACGGCCUCGUUCCAUGGACUUGUUUUGGGGUUCGCUAAGAGAGGAAAGAUCAUGCAAGCUUCAUCAAAGAAAUUCACACUUCCUCAAAAGUUCUUCGGCCAUUUCUAUGUUGUAGCCGUGGUGUGGACGACAUUUCUGCUCGUCACGACUUGGCUAUAUGCAUAUAGAACAGUGCCAAUGGUUUUAAAGCCAUUUCAUUAUACCACUAUUGCCAACCAAUUAGCAGGGGGUUCGCAUAUCUUUUCAUGGCUUAAAAGUCAUUCAACUUCGGUGGAGUAUAAAUAUAGUAUUUGGCGAUCUGUUUUCCUGCUCUUGUUGAUGGAAGUUCAAGUCUUGAGACGCCUUUAUGAGACAAUAUAUGUGUUCAAUUACCGUUGUUCUGCUCAGAUGCAUAUUGUUGGCUAUCUGACUGGCCUCUUUUUCUACACAGCAGCGCCUCUGUCACUUUGCUGCAAUUGCGCUCCAGACGUGUAUAAAUUUGUGUUAAAUGGAGUGGCUGAGUUCAUUGUUAAAGGCAAGAGCCACAUGCCAUCCAUGGAAUUUGAUUGGUGGGAAUUCACGAUUCCACUUGUGAAGCUUGGGUGGCUCCAGUGGAUUGGUGCAGCAAUAUUUUUCUGGGGUUGGAUUCAUCAACAACGCUGUCAUGCUAUUCUCGGCUCACUCCGAGAACGCAGAGACCAAGUAGAUGAAUACAUAAUACCUCAUGGUGAUUGGUUCAGAAUUGUCUCAUCCCCUCACUAUCUGGCUGAGAUUGUAUUGUACUCUGGUCUUUUGGUUGCAAGUGGAGGAACAGACCUUACAAUCUGGUUACUUUUUAUAUUUGUGGUGGCAAAUUUAGUGUUAGCAGCAGCAGAAACACAUAGAUGGUACCUUCGAAAAUUCGAGAAUUACCCUAGAAAUAGGCUUGCCAUUAUUCCAUUUGUUUACUAAAGCACAAAGGUGCAGAACUUUGUAAAGACUGUUACUCGAGAGGUUUUGGAUUCUUGUAACAUCACAUGAUGUACUUUAUCUUUGCUUAUGAAAGUAUGGUUGCUGCUCUCACUAAAUCCUUGAACAGGAUUUGCACUGCUUAUUUUCGCUUCACAGAAUCAAGGAUUAGGACACAGCAUUCUUGGAUCAUAAUAAACCCCAAGCAUGCACAUAUAAAGCAGCAACAACUAACAUGGGAAUUCUACUGGAGUAUGAAGAAAGUAAAUACUUUUUUUGAACUGUCGAAUUUGUAUUAGAUUCUGUCAGUCUUUACACACUUAUAUCGUUAAGGGAAACGCACUACUGAUCCCUCUUGUCGAAAGCUCCCAGCAGAAAGCUCCUUAUUGAUAAUGCG